Messenger RNA from Arachis ipaensis, 807 nucleotides. Lineage: Eukaryota; Viridiplantae; Streptophyta; Magnoliopsida; Fabales; Fabaceae. The record is from RefSeq and is a predicted model, not a curated record.
AUGAGUUUUUCGGGUAAAAUUCAAUCCCGAUGGUACCAUAGAGAGGCACAAAGAGAGGCUAGUUGCAAAAGGAUUCACUCAAGUUUUUUUGAUGAUCAUUCACUCUUCAUCAAGAAACAAUCUGAAAGCUUCACUGCCAUUCUAGUAUAUGUUGAUGACUUGGUUUUAAUCGGGAAUGACAUUGGUGAAAUCAAUUCCAUCAAGCAAGAUUUGGAUGACAAAUUCAAAAUAAAGGAUCUUGGUGAUCUCAAAUACUUCUUGGGAAUGGAAGUAGCACGCUCUAACUCUGCAAUUCACAUUUAUCAGCGGAAGUACACCAUGGACCUUCUCAGAGAUUUUGGUUAUCUAGAUUGCAAGCCUCUCUUUACUCCAUUUGAUUAUAGUCAGAAACUCUCAAAGGAAUCAGGUACCAUUUUAACAGACAACACUGUUUACAGACAGCUCAUCGGCCGACUCCUUUACCUCACAAACACUAGACCCGAUAUCUCUUAUGCUGUGGGACGUUUGAGCCAAUUUUUGGACUGUGCAACCACUUCUCACCUACAGGCUACUUUUCGUGUACUCCGAUAUUUAAAAGGCCGACCUGCAACUGGUCUCUUCUUCUCCUCUACUUCUAAUCUGCAUCUCACUGGAUUUACCGACGUGCCGAUACUCGUCGCUCCGUUUCCGGUUAUUGCUUCAUGCUUGGGAACUCGCUCAUUAGCUGGAAGAGUAAGAAGCAAACCACAGUUGCCAAGUCCUCUGCAGAAGCUGAAUAUAGGUCUCUUGCUGUUGCCACUUGUGAAGCUAGCUGGUUAUCUUUUUUAA